Messenger RNA from Lichtheimia ornata, 528 nucleotides. RefSeq lists its product as uncharacterized. Gene Ontology annotation, cellular component: EKC/KEOPS complex; cytosol; nucleus. The transcript is spliced from 3 exons. The record is from RefSeq and is a predicted model, not a curated record. The coding region runs from base 1 to 528 and encodes 175 amino acids. Lineage: Eukaryota; Fungi; Mucoromycota; Mucoromycetes; Mucorales; Lichtheimiaceae. Gene Ontology annotation, biological process: tRNA threonylcarbamoyladenosine modification; telomere maintenance via recombination.
AUGGAAUCACAUACACUUGACUUAUACCCAAAUCGAGGACCUGUUCAUAUGGCCUUGUUUCGCAAGGUUACCAAUGCUCCUGAAUUGCGACAGCGUCUUAUUGCACAAGAUCAGUCAUUGUCGUACGCCCUUAUUGACGCAUCGCUCAUCCUCAACCCUUUCCAUGCGCUCCUUGCUGUCAACCGCGCCGUUCACGACGAGCAAAACAACCAACUCAAGAGCCAUAAUAUCAAUUCCGAAAUCGUGAUUGAGCUUUCACCAAACUACAACAUUGCCCAAUCCUUAAGGCGGUUUGGAAUCAGCGAUACUACACAGAACUUGUUGGUGAUCAAGGUUGGCGGUGAAGCUAGCGAGGUGCAACAGGAUAUGAUCAACAAUGUCAAGGGUGAAUUGGUGCCACUAUCUGAAUUGGAUCAGAUGCACGAUAUCAAAUCUAUUCAAAAGUAUUAUCAGCUGGGCAAUCAAGAAGGUGAUCCACAACAAAUGCUUCCAUUGGUCACAGGUGCAAUGGCGCUCAAAGGACUUUAG